AUAGGAUGCUGUUAACUCUGCACUCCAGAACUCUCCUCCUCACCCUCUCUGCAUCUGCUAGUUUAUGAUAUUCAAACUCCACUUUCACUCUCCUAGUAUAUUUGAUUCCCUUAAAAUCAUACUCCUCUAAGCCAGUUAUCUCACAAAUGGGAACUCCAACUUUCAGCUCUGUACUCUUUAGCCUCCUCCUCCUCCUCCUUUUGUGUCUCACUUGGCCAACUUCUGUUUCUUCACUUCCUAUGUCUCUGAGAAGCCAAGCUUCUAUCUUGGUUUCUCUCAAACAAGGUUUUGAAGCUAACACUUCUUGUCUGAGCAACUGGGACAUGUCUAACUACAUGUCACUUUGCACUUGGGAUGGCAUUCAGUGUGACCAUAAGAACAGUUCUGUGGUGUCACUAGAUAUAUCCAACUUGAACGUUUCUGGGACACUUUCACCUGCUAUCACAGGACUCAGGAGCCUAGUCAGUGUUUCACUUGCUGGGAAUGGCCUUUCUGGGGAGUUCCCAGCAGAUAUUCACAAGCUAGCAGGGCUCAGAUUCCUCAACAUAUCUAACAAUAUGUUCAGUGGAAAUAUGAGUUGGGAAUUCUCCAAGUUGAAUGAGCUUCAAGUGCUGGAUGCUUAUAACAACGUGUUCAAUUGCUCCCUCCCUUUUGGUGUCACUGAGCUCCCUAAGCUCAAGUACUUGAAUUUUGGUGGGAAUUAUUUCUAUGGGGAAAUCCAUUCAAGCUAUGGAAACAUGUUGCAGCUCAACUAUUUGUCUCUUGCAGGAAAUGAUUUGAGAGGUUUCAUACCCACUGAGCUUGGGAAUCUCAUCAAUCUGACAAAGCUUUUCUUGGGAUAUUACAAUCAAUUUGAUGGUGGAAUCCCACCUCAUUUUGGUAAGCUUAUCAAUUUAGUUCAUCUUGACCUUGCAAACUGUGGCUUGAAAGGUCCAAUUCCAGCUGAGUUGGGAAACCUCUACAGACUAGACACUCUCUUCUUGCAAACUAAUCAGCUCACUGGUUCAAUCCCUCCCCAACUAGGCAAUUUGAGUAGCUUGAAAUCUCUUGAUUUAUCUAAUAAUGAGCUAACAGGAGACAUACCAAAUGAGUUCUCUAGGCUUCAUGAACUUACCCUCUUGAACUUAUUCAUUAACAGGUUGCAUGGUGAAAUCCCACCUUUCCUUGCUGAGCUACCUAAGUUGGAAGUGUUGAAGCUUUGGCAGAACAACUUCACAGGAACCAUUCCUUCAAAGCUUGGCCAGAAUGGUAAAUUGACUGAGCUUGACCUGUCAACAAAUAAGCUCACUGGAUUAGUCCCCAAAUUUCUAUGCCUUGGCAAGAGGCUGAAGAUUUUGAUAUUGCUCAAUAAUUUUCUGUUUGGAUCUUUGCCUGCUGAUCUUGGUCAAUGCUACACACUCCAAAGAGUUCGUCUGGGACAGAACUAUUUGACAGGAUCACUACCAAAUGGAUUUCUUUAUUUGCCUGAGCUAUCCCUUCUGGAACUACAGAACAAUUAUCUUAGUGGUUGGCUUCCACAAGGAACAACUACUACAACACCCUCUAAACUUGGACAGUUGAAUCUAUCAAACAACCGCUUAUCUGGGUCUCUGCCAACCUCUAUUGGAAACUUUCCCAACUUGCAAAUUCUGCUACUUCGUGGAAAUAGAAUCUCAGGAGAAAUUCCUCCUGAUAUAGGGAGGUUGAAAAAUAUUCUCAAGUUGGAUAUAAGUGUUAACAACAUUUCAGGCAGCAUUCCUCCUGAGAUAGGUAACUGUUUAUUGCUCACCUAUUUAGAUUUGAGCCAAAACCAAUUAUCAGGUUCAAUCCCAGUUCAGGUUUCUCAAAUUCACAUACUAAACUAUCUUAAUGUCUCAUGGAACCACCUGAACCAAAGUCUUCCCAAGGAACUUGGGGCCAUGAAGGGCUUAACUUCAGCAGAUUUCUCUCAUAAUGACUUCUCCGGUUCAAUACCUGAUAUGGGACAAUUCUCAGUCUUUAAUUCUACAUCCUUUGUGGGUAAUCCUCAGCUCUGUGGAUAUGACUUGAAACCAUGCAACCAUUCUUCAUCGGCAAUAUUGGGUUCUCAGGACAAAGGCAGUGCAAAACCUGGAGUUCCUGGGAAGUAUAAGCUUCUUUUUCCAUUGGCAUUGUUAGGUUGUUCAUUGGUGUUUGCAACCUUAGCCAUUAUCAAGAGCAGAAAGGAAAGGAGGCACUCCAAUUCAUGGAAGCUCACAGCGUUUCAGAAGUUAGAAUAUGGAAGUGAAGACAUCUUAGGGUGCAUAAAGGAAAGCAAUGUCAUAGGAAGGGGAGGAGCUGGGGUUGUAUACCGAGGAACCAUGCCAAAUGGGGAGCAAGUAGCUGUGAAGAAGCUGUUGGGAAUCAAUAAUGGUUGUUCUCAUGAUAAUGGCCUCUCUGCAGAAAUAAGGACACUAGGUAGAAUCAGGCAUAGGUACAUUGUAAGGUUGCUAGCAUUUUGUUCCAAUAGAGAGACCAAUUUACUUGUUUAUGAGUACAUGCCAAAUGGAAGCUUGGGUGAAGUCUUGCAUGGGAAAAGGGGGGAGUUUCUCAAGUGGGAUACUAGGCUGAAAAUAGCAACAGAAGCUGCAAAAGGGCUUUGUUAUCUGCACCAUGAUUGUUCCCCUCUGAUAAUCCAUAGAGACGUCAAGUCAAACAACAUAUUAUUGAACUCUGAAUUUGAGGCUCAUGUUGCUGAUUUUGGGCUUGCCAAGUUCUUGCAAGAUACUGGGACAUCAGAAUGCAUGUCUUCCAUUGCUGGUUCUUAUGGCUAUAUAGCUCCAGAAUAUGCAUACACACUAAAAGUUGAUGAGAAAAGUGAUGUCUAUAGCUUUGGAGUGGUACUGUUAGAACUACUAACAGGGCGAAGGCCAGUGGGUGAUUUUGGGGAAGAAGGACUAGACAUUGUUCAAUGGAUGAAGCUACAAACCAAUUGGAGUACAGAAAAAGUGGUGAAGAUCAUUGAUGAGAGGCUAUGUAACAUUCCAUUAGAUGAAGCAAAGCAAGUAUUCUUUGUAGCCAUGUUAUGUGUUCAGGAACAAAGCGUGGAGCGACCAGCCAUGAGGGAAGUGGUUGAAAUGCUAGCACAAGCAAAGCAACCAAAUGCAGUGAGUGAUCUAGGAAAGGAAAGAAAGUAACAAAAAUAAGAAAAGGAAACAACAAAGAAAAAGCUUAGUCUAUACGCACGCCUUGCAUUGCAUGUAUGUGUUCAUGUUGUCGGUUGGUAAAAGGUGUCAAUUUUCCUAAUAGUUUGUCAUUUGAGUUUUGAAGAUAUAUAAAUAUUUAUUUUCUUCUUUAUUAAUACUUAGCUAAGCAGUGGGACUGGGAGCAAGACUUGCAUAUGUUGUAGGCAUACUGGAACAUUCACUAUAGUUGGACAAUGAUGCAUUAGAAAUGUUAAUACUAUCUUAGGAGUUUGCAUAAUACAUUGGAAUUGGGAUUGAAGUUGAAUUACUUGGCUUGAGAGUUUACUACUUGUUUGUAAUU
This is a messenger RNA of Gastrolobium bilobum, 3483 nucleotides long. Its product is annotated as leucine-rich repeat receptor-like serine/threonine-protein kinase BAM3. The transcript is spliced from 2 exons. NCBI's taxonomy places the organism in Eukaryota, Viridiplantae, Streptophyta, Magnoliopsida, Fabales, Fabaceae. The record is from RefSeq and is a predicted model, not a curated record. Gene Ontology annotation, molecular function: protein kinase activity; ATP binding; receptor serine/threonine kinase binding. Bases 147 to 3134 code for a protein of 995 amino acids. Gene Ontology annotation, biological process: protein phosphorylation.